Molecule: messenger RNA, 925 nt
Organism: Eruca vesicaria subsp. sativa (arugula)
Lineage: Eukaryota; Viridiplantae; Streptophyta; Magnoliopsida; Brassicales; Brassicaceae
Source: the annotation of a GenBank genome assembly
AAUUAAUUCGGAAACAAUUAUAGCGAUGAGUAUGAAUGAUACUUGGCAUUUGGCAAACCGACACCUCUCGGUUUCGGUUUUAAGUAAAACAAAUCCGGUUUAAGAUAUGCAGUAUAGUAAUAAUAUCACAAAUCACAUGUCCACGUAAUCAAAUGAGUCACCUCGACUUGACUUCCCCUAUAAAAUGUCCCUCUUGUUCGCAAGAGUAUCACCAGUCCUAUGACUCCCUCAAACAUUUCUUGAAAACAUUUGUAAUCAUAUCAGAAUAUUAGCUCUUUUUAAAGAUUAAUAUAAGAUUUAAAUUAUAAAAAUAAAAAAGAGAAAGGGCCAGGUCUUGUGUCGUGUGGUGUAGGGUAUGAAGUUCUUGUUGGAGCUCGUCGUGCCUUGUUUUGGUUCGCAGCAGCUCCACCAAUCCGCCGCAACCGCGGAUGAUUCCAUUUCCGGCGAAACGCAGUCGCUAAUGAAACAGAGAAGACGACGGAAACGCGUUAGAGUUGCGGGUCAACCUGGACAAGCGGCGGAGUGGAGACCGUCCCUCAGCGUGAUCUCUGAGCACAAGCCGCCUAUAAAAGAGACAUCGGAAAAGGUGAAAGAGAAGAGGAAAGUACGUCGUAAAAGUGAAGGCAGCGGCGGAGAAGCAUCUUCCCGAUCUGGUGGCGGUCAUGUUCGAUUCAGCAGUAACGAUUUUGGGAGAAAUGCUUUCGAACCAGUAAUCCCGGCAUUCUCACCGACUCCGUUCAUGUUUUGAGUUUCGGUUUUCUUACUGAAGUUUAUAUGUAUAAUAAUAUAUAAAUAAAUAACGUAAUGGAAUGAUGUAGCAUUAAUGUAUAUAUAUGUAUGUAAUAUUGCCAUCUAUAUAUAAAAACAUAUAUAUGUAACUCUCAAACAAAAAGAGUUUGUCUUUUAAUGUACAGUUGAUCCGCUU